AUGAAAAAAACUAUAUAUGAAAAUACUGUUGAUAUUCAGUUUACAGAAAUAUGUGGUGUUUUAGAAGAAGCCAGUGACCUGGUACAGCCCGGACACUCUGCCUAUGUGAGACUGCGCAAGGAGUUUGGUUCCGAAUUUUUUGAUCCCAACACUGGUUUACUCGAUCGUACGAAACUUGGUGAUGUUGUAUUCAAAGACGCAGAGAAACGUCGUAAGCUGAAUAGCGUACUUCAUCCAGCUAUUCGAUGGGAAAUGUUUCUACAAAUCAUGAAGUAUAUCCUUUUUGGAAGUCAUACAAUCGUCUUAGACACACCACUCCUGAUUGAAUCAGGAUAUCAGAAGAUUCUGGGAACAAUAAUCGUUAAGUUUUCUGCCUAUUCUGACUUCUUUGCAGAUAUUCCCACAUUUUUCUUUAGCGAUGACGAAGUGCAGAUGAAUCGUCUAAUGUUACGGGAUGGUCUGAGUAGAGAAGAUGCUGCCGCUCGAAUCGCUUCUCAGAUGCCUAUAAAAAAGAAAAUGGAGCUAGCCACACAUCUCAUAGAUAAUAACGGGUCAAAGGAAGAGCUGGAGCGGAAGGUAAGCCUUGGAAUUUUUGAGGCACUGUCUACUCAAAUUUGA
Cylicostephanus goldi is the source of this 618-nucleotide messenger RNA. The record is from the annotation of a GenBank genome assembly. NCBI's taxonomy places the organism in Eukaryota, Metazoa, Nematoda, Chromadorea, Rhabditida, Strongylidae.